This is a messenger RNA of Mytilus trossulus (common blue mussel), 2308 nucleotides long. RefSeq lists its product as uncharacterized. Lineage: Eukaryota; Metazoa; Mollusca; Bivalvia; Mytilida; Mytilidae. Gene Ontology annotation, molecular function: protein binding. Bases 266 to 2200 code for a protein of 644 amino acids. The record is from RefSeq and is a predicted model, not a curated record. The transcript has 4 exons.
UAAAACCUAGUACAUAUAUAUUUGAUCAUGAACUUGCAAGUAACAUUUGUUUGUUGCAGAUAGUACGCGCAAUAAAUAUAUAGAUCUAUAGGGUCAUUUUUUAGCACGUUAUGACGUUUAUCUUAUUGACGCAUUUACCAACAGGUCAUCGUUAUUUAUAGGAAUUAUAUAUAUAUAAUAUAUAUAUAUGUUAAAGGUAGAAAAUCCACCGAGUGGUCAGUUACAUAUUUAACGUAGAUCAAUAGUUGUGUGUUAAGAUCUUACAAUGGGAACAACUUACAGCCAUGAAAAACAAAAAGAAUGGAUACAUAUAAACAGAGUGUCACGCCAAGAACAAUAUGAUUGGUUCAAAACAUUAAGGGAUGCAACAGAUGACGAUGUUAUACAAAUUAUGAAAUCAUCUCCACAAAUGAUUACUACUGUUAUGUUUUUCGAUAUAUAUGUAAAAAAUGACAAGCCUUGUGAUUGUUCAUUUGAGUUAGAAAACUGCGUUUUACCAAAGAACAGUGAACCGCAUGACAAUAUCAAACAUCGUCUGGAAAAAUCUGUGGCUACGGGUGUUUGUCCGCACAUACUUUUGGAAGAAAACAAACCAGAUAUAAACGUUCUUGAAGUAUCAGACGAAGAAUUAGAUGCAGCAUUCUAUAAUUAUUCGACAGAUUGUAUGGACAAUACACCGACAUCAAACCGACAAGGCUUUGGGUAUGGAUUUUAUUGGAUACAUCUUGCAGUGAUAUAUAAAAGGACAAAAGUUAUUCGAGAUAUGCUUCCAGUGCUAGCAGAAUACGUUUUCCCGUCAUUUGUAUGGUAUACUCUACAAAAUGGAUUUUCUCCCUUAUAUCUUGCUCUUCUGUCAGAAGACGAAGAAAUAUCUUCAUUACUAAGCAAAUACAAUCCAAAAUUUCUACAAGAUAAACUUCGACAAAAGUUCUUCCACAUAAACCCCAUACAAUGUAAUACUGUACCGAUGAUAUUCAGAAUUGCUAGUUUAGAUAAAGUUGCAGCAUUACAAACAUUCAUCAAUAUUGAUCGUACAAAAAACCGUCAAUUAUUAAAAGCAGCACUCAAAGGGGCAUUUUCUACUCAUGCAACGUCAUGUAUUUUGUUUUUAAUGGAGAAAGGAGUCAAACUUGAUUCUGCCACUUUAAAAGCAGAGAUAAACAGCGCUGUGUUUCGAGGUGAUGCUGAGACGCUAGACGUCUUGCUAAAGUAUCACAAGUUCAAAGUUACGUCGCUUCAGGUGAAGUUAGCCGUGAAAAAAGGUAAAAUUGAUGUUAUUAAAACUAUACUCGAUUACUUACCGCGACUUCAUCCAAAUUCCAGAGAUUACAAAGAAUAUUCAGAAUGUAUUAUAGACGCAGUACUGAAUAAUUCCAGUCCAAUAUUACAGUUACUUAUACAGAAAAAUUUUGAUGUGAACGCAUGUUUAAAAAACCUUAGUGCUUUAAAAUGGGCUGAGAUUUUCGAAUAUAAAGAUAUAGAACAUCUCCUUACUGAAUCUGGUUCCCACAGCUUUUUGGAAAAUCAGUCGGAAACCAUCAGCAUUUUUAAUUCGGUUUUAAAUAUUAAUCAGCGUAAUGAUCAUAUGAUCCGACGAUUACUAGAAAUUGGACGUGACGUGAAUGACGCCAGUGAUGGAACACCUCCUUUUUACACAACAAUGCGACUGCGUCGAUACGAUUUAAUGCACGAAAUUUUGUUAUGCGGUGCCGACCCUUAUUUGCAACCUGAAACUUGGAAGUAUUUCUUGAUAAGACAGGAGACGGCAGAAAAUUGGAAGUUAAUGUUACAUGUAUUUGUUAGAGCAAACGCUAAUUUAAGCAUUGACACUAAAAUGACUCUUAUACAGUAUAUCUGUGAUCGGGGCGCUAGUCACUUGUUCAGAAAUGAUGACCUUAUUCUCAUUAUAGUAUUGAGUGCUCAUACCAUAACCGAAAACGACAAAAUUCUAUUGAGGGAAAAUCGACAUAAAUGGAGCGAUAAUUUAAAGUCUAAAAUAGAUGAUUACUUCCAGAAACCUUUAACAUUGAAAAUAAUGUGUAGAAAUUCGAUUAGGAAACAAUUCGGACAGAAUCUUCAUAGAUUUAUACAAAUAAAUAGAGAUAAUUUACCGACAAAAUUUGUUAGCUUUUUAGAAUGUAGUGAUGUGCUGGAACUAUUUUUUACAGAUCAUGACAGAAAAAAAUUUGAUACACAGUGAACAUUAAAUAAAUUUGAAAAUUAUAGAGUUGAUUGAUAAAGUAUAUAAUAUGUAAAGUGUGUCUAUCUUGAAUAGUAGGCGAUAACCAUUAAUACAAUUUUCUAUAUA